CGAGUGUCGAGUGUCUGUUUGUCACAAUGGCCAUUGUUGCGCAAUAAAUACUCUGAAUUAUAAUGACAACUUGUUGUGGUGUCAUAAUGUACUUAUUGUCACAGAUAGAAUUGUUAUGUAUUGUUAAAUAAUAAAUUGGUUGAUUUUUAAUUGUGAUGUCAUCAAUAAAAGACAAGAUCACCGCGGUGCGAGCUGUUGUAAGCAACGCCACGAACGAUGACAUCGUACUCGUGUUGCAAAACAAUGACAACGACGUCGAUAAAUCAAUCGCAGAUUUUGUUGAAGGCCGAGCUGAAGCGAUAUUGACGGAAUGGAGACCGGCUGGUCCCAUGAAGAAUAAAAAAAAGAAAAAGAAGAAACAACAAAAGAAAAACAAACUAGAUGUAGAAACACAGCUUAAUCUGGACACUACGACCUUUGACCCCAAGGUUGAUGACAUCACUAAACCCGAUAAAGUAGAACCAACAACCGACCAAUCACGAGCUGCAGAAACAUUGAAGCUAUUGCUCACUGAUGCGGAACCAAACCCGGAACCCCAGCUUACCCUACAAGCUAACUCUAAACCCCCCCAACCCCCCAUAAACAAUCCCACCACCCCCCAACCCACAGAGGGCAAACCCCACCUCACCCACCUUUAUAAGGCCGGUCAUCGAUCCCGUACAUCCUCAGAGAGUAGCGUCAAAAGAUCAAGCAAGAAGCUUGUUAAGAGUAAUUUAGUGCAAGAAUCAACGACCAACGGGAGCGUUCAGGAAACAGCUACAUUUAAUCAGAAUAAAAAAAGCAUCGAGAAAGCAACGAAAGACCUGCAGCGUUGUUCCGCUUCGUUCGGCCGAUACAGGAGUUUACUCAACGAUGAGAUCAACGACAGUUACAAACGAAUCAAACAAACAUUUGAGGAAGCGAACAACGCUCUACAAGAUAGGGAGGUCGAACUCAUGAGAAGUCUCGAUAAGUUAAAGGAAGAAGCUUUCAAGCUCCUUGAGGCGCGCGAGCAUCGAGCUUUGGAGUUGAAACGACAAACCGAUCGAGUUGCAAACAUGAAGCCCCACCAAGUGGCCGAACUUAGGGGGGAAAUCAAACAUUUCGUUUCCGAUCGUAAAUAUGAUGAGGAAAUUGGUCGAACAACAAGAUUCAUUUUCAAUCGAGAAAUUAUUACGGAUGUUAUUCCCGCCCUUGGUGAAAUUUCAGGGGUGAAAAACUCGUAUUCGCACAAGUCGCGACCUCGACUUACCAGCGAUGCUAUGACGAUGAUUGCCACGACAACUGUCGACACCGUGGUUGCCAAGGCAACGGAAGAUAACAAGGAAAAGGAAAAAAGUCUUGAAAAAAGAGAAUCUUCGGACUCGUUGAAGUUAAACUCGGUUGAUUGGUCGGAGACCCCGGAUCAACCAUUGAGGGAAUCUCCGGCUUCGUGGGCGAACCAACCGAUUGUUGACGAACAAAAGUCAUUGUUACAAAACAAUGAAAAGCAACAAAAUGGUGGGGACAAUGGAAUGAAAGCGAACCCUCGUUUGUACCCACGACCACAUGGGGGCACCAAACAUCGUAACUAUGGUAACAGGGGGCGGGGUAGGGGGACUCCCCUGUUUAACCCACCUUAUCGCAAACCCCCAAACAGUGAGAGUCUUUUCAUGAACCCACUAAAUGGAAAGGAUGGGGUUCGUAGUCAUGGCGAUGGGUCCCAAGUUAACGGGGCACGUGAUGGGACCCGUAGCAACCGCCGUGGUUCGUUUAAAUACCGGGGAGAUUACCGUCGCAACAGGAACGAACGACCGAAACAAAAUUUUGAUAAAAAUGAUGAAAAAUGGUGACUUUAGAAAAAUGUUGACCCAGCUUUGUGCAAUAAUUAUAGAGCCAUAUAUAUAUAUAUAGCAUGGGUUGGGCAACUCUGAACAAAUCGGUGAUUCGUGCAAUUCAACGAUUGCAAUAACAUUCCAUAUUCGUAGCAAACUUCAUCUGUAAAUAAACAGGUGCUCGCGUUUUGUGCCUUAAUUACAAUAUUUUAACUUCGCAACAAAAUAUUAACCUCUUUAUGUGAACAUUGUGUACGUGACAGCCAUAACAGUGAGAUUUGAACCUGG
Ciona intestinalis (vase tunicate) is the source of this 2081-nucleotide messenger RNA. NCBI's taxonomy places the organism in Eukaryota, Metazoa, Chordata, Ascidiacea, Phlebobranchia, Cionidae. The record is from RefSeq and is a predicted model, not a curated record.